CCUUAUUCUGCAGAGAGAAGAGACACGAUUAAUUUCUGACCAUAAAACAAAAACCCAUUUGUGAAAGCAACAUCACAUUUCCAUGCACUACUUGGAAAGGCCUUAAAUGACGCCUUCAACUUCAAGAAUCCACGGCAUAGAAUACCAUACACCCACCAACCCAUAUCACCUAUCUCAUCUCUUAUUACAAUAAUACAACACAGGCAAAACAAAAUAUGCUAAAUUGCUUGGUACCUUUGCCAUUGCCAUGCAUAUAUAUAAAUACUUAACCUAGCUUGCCCCAUUUCAAAACAUUCUACGUUCUUCCUAUCCUUGAAAAAGAAUAAAGAAGGUACGUAGUAGCUAAGCAGUUCUUUGAAGAGGGUUUUACUUAUAUAUCUUGAUUUAAGAAAAAAAAAACAAGAAACAAAAAAAUGAUAGGGUGGGAAGAUGUUUACAAGGUCAUAGUGGCCAUGGUACCACUGUAUGUUGCCCUACUUUUAGGAUAUGGGUCUAUAAGAUGGUGGAAGAUAUUUACACCCGAACAAGGUGGGGCUGUAAACAGGCUUGUUUGCUACUUCACUCUCCCCCUCUUCACCUUUGAGUUCACUGCCCAUGUCGAUCCAUUCAAGAUGAAUUAUCUAUUCAUUGGCGCUGAUGCUAUAUCCAAGUUCAUUAUAGUGGUGGUUCUUGCAUGUUGGGCGAAGUUCAGUAGCAAAGGAAGCUACACAUGGUCCAUUACAAGUUUCUCUUUAUCUACCUUGACUAAUUCACUAGUCGUGGGUGUUCCUUUAAUGAAAGCCAUGUAUGGUCCAAUGGCAGUUGAUCUUGUUGUUCAAUCAUCUGUCGUUCAGGCUAUCAUAUGGCUUACAAUUUUAUUGUUUGUGUUAGAAUUUAGAAGAACCAGACUUGAUAUCUCUUCUUCUAAUUAUAAUAAAAAUAGUGAUAAUUUAGAGAAAGAUUUGGAGGGAAGUGGUAGUGCAGGUAACAUGGCAAUAAGCAGUAGUGGACCUUCUUUUUGGGUUUUGAUGAAGGUGGUGGGGGUGAAACUUGCUAUGAAUCCUAAUUCAUAUGCAUGCAUUCUAGGCCUUGUUUGGGCUUUUAUAGCAAAUAGGUGGCAUUUUGAGAUGCCAAGCAUCAUGGAGGGAUCUAUUCUGAUUAUGUCAAAGGCAGGAACAGGCACUGCCAUGUUUAGCAUGGGGAUCUUCAUGGCUGUACAAGAAAAGGUGAUAGCCUGUGGUGCAGGACUAACUGUGGUAGGGAUGAUCCUAAGGUUCAUUGCUGGACCCGCAGCAAUGGCUAUCGGCUCUAUUGCUGUGGGUUUGCAUGGUGACGUUUUACGUGUUGCUAUCAUUCAGGCAGCAUUACCACAAUCCAUUACCUCAUUCAUCUUCGCUAAGGAAUAUGGUUUGCAUGCUGAGGUGCUUAGCACAGCUGUGAUCUUCGGAAUGAUUGUGUCGCUUCCGGUGUUAAUCGCUUACUAUGCGAUCUUAGAGUUUGCUCAUUAGCCAUCUCAAGAUUAUUAUUUUUUUUCUUUUUUUUUUUGAAUAACAGAGGGAGAGAAAGGAAAAAAGAAAUUAAUUGUCAAAUUAUUACUUGUCAUGUGCUACAUUUAGUGGAAAAUCAAUUACUUUAGUACGUCUGAUUUCUAA
Molecule: messenger RNA, 1631 nt
Organism: Ricinus communis (castor bean)
Lineage: Eukaryota; Viridiplantae; Streptophyta; Magnoliopsida; Malpighiales; Euphorbiaceae
Product: auxin efflux carrier component 5
Exons: 5
Coding region: 414-1487 (357 amino acids)
Biological process (GO): auxin export across the plasma membrane; auxin polar transport
Cellular component (GO): endoplasmic reticulum; plasma membrane
Molecular function (GO): auxin efflux transmembrane transporter activity
Source: RefSeq, a predicted model, not a curated record